ACCACCUAAAAAUGUGCAAGAAAGACAUAUAUCUAGCUAAAAGAGAGAAAAAAGAAUUACUACUAUAAUAUAAUGGAAACACCAAGGGCUAUGUCAAUCCUUGUUCUUAGACUUUUUACUAUGUUGUUGUGCGCAGCUUCGGUGCCACUCAUGAUUACUAAUAGCUUCCAACUUAGCGGAGGCGAGAAAACCAAAUACAGUGAUGUUAAGGGCUACAAGUACGUCGUAGCGGCGGCAGGAAUUGGAUUUUUGUACUCAUUGAUUCAGCUGCCAUUCGCAAUGUAUUAUGCCUUUACAGGGAAGAGGGUUUUUCAUGGCAGGUUCCUUGGCCUCUUGGAUUUCUACGUAGAUAAGGCGUUAAGUUUCUUCCUAGCAAGUGGAGUUGGUGUUGGUUUUGGAGUCAGUUCUGAACUCAAGCGUUACGUAAAUGGAUUUGUAGACACAAUUGAGACAACUGGGAUUGAUACAUUCGAAGAGUUAAGGACCAAGAGCCAAAAAUUCUUCGAUAGGGGUAAUUUAGCAACUACUCCCCUUCUUGCUGGAUUCACUACUAUGGCUGUUCUCACCAUUAUUACUUCCUUCAGUCGCAAAUGAAGAACUACACUUUUUUGGUGCAACAACUAUUAAAUGUAGUAAAAUAAGUCGAGUCUUGUUGGUUAAUUCGCUUGCGUGUGACGUUUAAAUAAUUUAUGUGUGUUGAAUUUUAAGAUGCAAUAAUACUAUGAGUGCUUACUUUGUCUCAAUGAAUAUCAAGAGAUCGAUGGAAAUUGACUACUCUUGCUAUUAGCUAUAUGUUGUAACAGUGGAUUCAUUUGAGGUUCUUGAGUUUCUAAUUAAUGAUGGUAUGUUAUUUUGUUAAA
Messenger RNA from Solanum dulcamara, 860 nucleotides. Its product is annotated as CASP-like protein 4D1. The transcript is spliced from 3 exons. The record is from RefSeq and is a predicted model, not a curated record. NCBI's taxonomy places the organism in Eukaryota, Viridiplantae, Streptophyta, Magnoliopsida, Solanales, Solanaceae. Bases 73 to 594 code for a protein of 173 amino acids.